Messenger RNA from Durio zibethinus, 4152 nucleotides. RefSeq names its product alpha-xylosidase 1-like. Gene Ontology annotation, biological process: carbohydrate metabolic process. The record is from RefSeq and is a predicted model, not a curated record. Lineage: Eukaryota; Viridiplantae; Streptophyta; Magnoliopsida; Malvales; Malvaceae. Gene Ontology annotation, molecular function: carbohydrate binding; hydrolase activity, hydrolyzing O-glycosyl compounds.
GACCAUCAUCAUCACGUGUCGAAGAUCACCCCACUCAUCACUCAUACAUCCGAUGACCUCUACUUUCCUUCAACAGUCUUAUAUAGUCCUUUUAACUCUCUUUGCUUUCCUCGCUCACUUGCUCUGCUCUCUGCUUUGUAAGCAAUGUUCUCUCCAAAUUCAUUACUUUCUUCGAGUUUCUUCUAUGUUCUUCUCGUUUUAAUAUCAUGUUUCUCCGGAGGGCAUUCGUCUUCCUCGUCUGCCCCCCCUAAGAUUGGCAAAGGCUACCGUUUGAUCUCCAUUGAAGAGACCCCUGAUGGUGGCUUUUUGGGUCACCUUCAGGUCAAGCAAAAGAACAACAUUUAUGGUCCUGAUAUUCCUCUCUUGCAAUUCUUUGUUAAGCAUGAGACUCAAGAUCGUUUGAGGGUACACAUAACAGAUGCAGAGAAGCGGAGAUGGGAACUCCCAUACAGUCUUUUACCAAGAGACCAACCACCUGUGUCAAAACAAACGAUUGGGAGAUCAAGAAAGAACCCUAUAACAGUCUCAGAGCUUGCGGGGUCCGAGCUCAUAUUCAGCUACACAGUUGACCCUUUUAGCUUUGCAGUGAAAAGGAAAUCAAAUGGGCAGACCCUUUUCAAUUCCAGCUCAGGUGGAUCAGACUCAUUUGGAGAAAUGGUGUUUAAAGACCAGUACUUGGAGAUUUCCACUCAGUUGCCUGAAGAUGCUUCACUGUAUGGACUUGGAGAGAACACUCAACCGCAUGGAAUCAAGCUGUAUCCCAAUGACCCUUACACAUUGUACACAACCGAUGUGUCGGCUAUUAAUCUGAACACUGAUUUGUAUGGGUCCCACCCUGUUUAUAUGGACUUGAGGAAUGUGGGUGGUGAGCCGUUUGCACAUGCUGUUCUCUUGUUGAACAGCAAUGGCAUGGAUGUGUUUUACAGAGGGAAUUCAUUGACGUAUAAGAUUAUUGGUGGUGUUUUUGACUUUUAUUUCUUUGCUGGACCCACUCCCCUUGCCGUUGUUGAUCAAUACACCUCGCUUAUCGGCAGGCCUGCUCCCAUGCCUUACUGGUCUCUAGGGUUUCACCAAUGUCGAUGGGGUUACCAUAACCUUUCUGUAGUUGAAGAUGUUGUUGAGAACUACAAGAAGGCCAAGAUCCCACUUGAUGUGAUCUGGAAUGAUGAUGAUCAUAUGGAUGGCCAUAAGGACUUCACCCUUAACCCAGUCAACUACCCCCGUCCAAAGCUUCUGGCAUUCCUCGACAAAAUACAUAGCAUAGGCAUGAAAUACAUUGUCAUAAUUGAUCCUGGAAUUGGUGUUAAUUCUAGUUAUGGUGUAUACCAAAGAGCCAUUGCCAAUGACGUAUUUAUCAAGUAUGAGGGUGAGCCCUACUUGGCCCAGGUGUGGCCCGGGGCUGUUAAUUUUCCAGACUUCCUCAACCCUAAAACUGUUGCAUGGUGGGGUGAUGAAAUUCGACGAUUUCAUGCACUUGUCCCUGUUGAUGGGCUCUGGAUUGACAUGAAUGAAGCUUCAAAUUUCUGUAGUGGGAAGUGCACAAUUCCAAAAGGAAAGCAGUGUCCAAGUGGCACUGGACCUGGUUGGAUCUGUUGCUUGGACUGCAAGAACAUAACAAAGACAAGAUGGGAUGAUCCACCAUACAAGAUAAAUGCUUCAGGUUUGCAGGUACCAAUAGGGUACAAAACUAUCGCCACUAGCGCAGUUCACUACAAUGGUGUUUUAGAGUAUGAUGCUCAUAGUCUUUAUGGCUUUUCUCAAGCCAUAGCUACUCACAAGGCCCUCCAAGGGCUUGAAGGCAAACGGCCAUUUAUAUUGUCACGCUCUACAUAUGUUGGUUCAGGAAAAUAUGCUGCUCAUUGGACAGGUGAUAAUAAGGGCACUUGGGAAGAUUUGAAGUAUUCAAUAACUACUGUGCUUAAUUUUGGUAUAUUUGGGGUUCCAAUGGUUGGUGCUGAUAUAUGUGGGUUCUAUCCUGCUCCAACAGAAGAGUUGUGUAACCGUUGGAUCCAAGUAGGUGCUUUUUACCCUUUCUCUAGGGAUCAUGCAAAUUACUACUCUCCUAGACAGGAGCUGUAUCAGUGGGAGACUGUCACCAAAUCUGCUAAAAAUGCUCUAGGGAUGAGGUAUAAACUUCUUCCUUACCUCUACACGCUGACAUAUGAGGCUCAUAUAAGUGGAGCACCAAUAGCCAGGCCACUUUUCUUCUCGUUUCCUGCUUACAAGGAGUGUUAUGGGCUGAGCACCCAAUUCUUGCUAGGAAGCAGUCUCAUGGUGUCUCCAGUGCUUGAGCAGGGGAAAACUGAGGUUAAAGCACUCUUCCCUCCGGGUUCUUGGUACAAUGUCUUUGAUAUGACAGAAACCAUUGUGUCAAAGGGACAGUACGUUACCCUCGAUGCACCUUUGCUUGAGGUUAAUGUACAUUUGUUCCAGAAUAUCAUACUACCAAUGCAGCAGGGUGGUAUGAUCUCAAAGGAAGCUAGAAUGACACCAUUCACUCUUGUAGUGACUUUUCCUGCUGGGACUAGUGAAGGACAAGCCAAAGGAAACCUUUAUCUUGACAAUGACGAGCUUCCAGAAAUGAAACUUGGAAAUUACUGUUCAACGUAUGUCCAAUUAUAUGCAACAAUGAACAAAGGAACUGUGAAGGUUUGGUCAGAAGUUCAGGAUGGCAAGUUUGCUUUAGACAAAGGUUGGAUAAUUGAGAAGGUAACUGUGUUGGGACUGGGUGGAAAUAGAGAGACAUCUGCUCUUGAAAUUAAUGGAAUUCCAGUAGCCAUCGGUGCUUCCAGCGUAGAAUUGAGCUCAACGGAACAGAAGCAGCUGCAAGAUCUUGAUGAUGGACAAGACAGGAAGACCUCUUUGAUGGUAGAGGUUACAGGUUUGAGGUUACCUGUUGGAAAGAACUUUGUCAUGUCCUGGAAAAUGGGGGUACAAGAUCAUUAAGUUCUUCUUCAGACUUUUAAGUACUUUUUGGUAUUUUUUUCCCUUUCAUUGUUGAUGAUUUGCUGUUCCAUAAUUGUGGUUCUUCAUGGUGAGGCGAUGAGCUUAAUGUGUGCCCAUCCUUUUCCAUGCGACCAAGCAAAAACAAAGUGAGGUCUAAAUCUUCAUUGCAUGCUUAGAGGCUGUUAAUCGAUGUUGUGGUUUAAAAUGCAGUAAUGCAAAAUUUGGGUCUCAAAUGAGUUCGACUUAAUAGUAUUAUACUGGUAUGGACGUAUGGUAUAUGUUAUAACUAUUGUAGCACAGCCGACCAUGCACUAGGGAAAUGAAUUUUUUAUUGAAAGAGCGGGAGCUUCGGAGUGUAGCAGAGCAGUCGAGGGCUCGAGGCACGUGGCCAUGUUUGCAUCGAGCGAGCAUCAGUGAAUCCAAUGAAUGCAUGCUUCGCCACCCAAAUUCAAUACCUACCAAAAAAAAAAAAGAAAAGAGCACUGAUAUCUUGUCCCGCAUCGCCACCAACUAAAACGUCCCCACUGCUCAUUUCCCAUGCCCAAUACUGGCACAACAAGAAAAAGGAAAGUCCACUUUAUGUCCAUUGGAUAUUUGUCAUCACAAGUCACGUGACCCCUCUCCUCCUCAUGCAUUCAGUCUUGCACUAGUCUGUUUAUAUUAAAUUAAAUCUAUGUUUAUGAUAAUGAUGAUGAUGAUGAUGAUGAUGAUGAUAAGAGCAUCGCAUGCCUAAUGGAUGCAUGCAUGACAAGUUGACCAGAAGCUCAAAAGGCCGGGAGGCGGAAUUAGUUUUUGGAGCAGAGGCCAGGUGGGCUACGCAAAUGAAGAUGAGUGGACCGAUAGUGAAAGGUAGCGUCGGUUUCCCGCCAAAGGAGGUGACGUGGAGUCCACGGCACUAUUCAUUCCCGCCAAAAACACCUAUUUUCGGUCCUACACAAAAGCAUCGGUCGACACGUGUUGAUUUGGGACAUGUGUCUGCCAUUUGUUGGGGUUGGUCGAUGAUGAUGAGGAUUAAGGAGGGAGGACCCUUUUUUGUCUGCAAUUGCGUGGAAAGUCCCGGUUUGCAGUAACUUUUGUUUCCUUCCUUUGUUUUUUUCUCGUUUUUCUUUUCUACUUUUUUUUUUUUUUAUUCGUCGCUUUUCUCUAGAAUUGAAGGGUCGUUACUGUCAUGCUGAGAAUGAUGACGUGGCCCUCUGAUUUUGUUCC